Molecule: messenger RNA, 402 nt
Organism: Lycium ferocissimum
Lineage: Eukaryota; Viridiplantae; Streptophyta; Magnoliopsida; Solanales; Solanaceae
Exons: 3
Coding region: 1-402 (133 amino acids)
Molecular function (GO): nucleic acid binding
Source: RefSeq, a predicted model, not a curated record
AUGAGUGGUCAAGUGGAGGUAUCGAAUCGAGAAAUUAAGAGAAUCUUAGAGAAGACUGUGAGCGUGAGUAGGAAAGAUUGGUCGCUGAAGCUUCAUGAUGUUUUGUGGGCUUACAGAACAGCCUACAAAACUCCUAUUGCACAGAGCUUAUUGGGCGAUAAAGAAGCUGAAUUUGGACUUGUACAAGCUGGCAAAAAGAGGUUGUUGCAAUUGUACGCGUUAGAUGAAUUUUUCUAUCAUGCAUAUGAGAACGCAAAAAUGUACAAGAAGCGGACAAAGAGAAUUCACGACAAGCACAUCCAACCUCGAAUAAUGUCUCAAAGGCCUAAACGAACAAAUACAGGAAAAGCUCCGGCUGCUUCGAGUAGCCGAACUCGAAAAAAGAGGCACGCCCUGCAAUAA